AUGCCCCCGUCCCUCGCGAGCGCUCCCGCGCUCGCGGCGGCGACGGCUUCCUCGUCCUCCUCCUUCUCCGCGUCGCGCGCGUCGCGCUCUCGGACGCCCGCGUCGACGUCGUCGCCGUCGAUCCUUCGACAUCUCGCCAGCCGCCGCCGCGAAGACGGCGAAGCGUCGUCGCGUCGUCGUCGCGCUCGCGGCGCGCCUCCCACCGUGCCUCGCGCGCUCGAGAACCCGUUCGCGCCCCCCGACCUCAGCGGCGACCUCCUCGCGCGCAUCGCGGAGUUCGCGCUCAGCACGAACCUGCGCGCGUUCGACGACGUCACCGCGGUCGUGGACGCGAGCGUCCUCGGCAUGCUCGGCGGACGCGUCGACGGCGUGAUCAUCACGGGCGCGAGGUGGGCGUCCAGGAAGAACCUCACGUGCGCCACCGCGCGGUUCGAGGUGGGCGCCGCGGCGAUCGACCCGAUCGCGCUCGUGACCGAGCGCGUCGUGAAGCUCCGCGAGCCCGCGCGAGGGACCGCGAAACUCGUGUUCACGACGGCGGAUUUCGGCAACUUUUUGUCGCACCCGCUCACAGUCGCCGCGCAACGGUCGCACGCGUGGCCGUCGACGCGAGCGCCCGGCGGGUUCGAGCUCGUCGGCGAGCGCGUCGCGCUGGAGGACGGCGCGGUCGUCUUCGAGGGGAGGGCGGUCGAGGGGGGCGGCGGGCGAGAGGGAGGAGGCGGGUACCGGAUCGCGAUGCGUCCGAAGCGCGCCGGCGACGGCGGCGUGGUCGUAGAGUGUCGUCGCGUUUCCGCCGCCCAACGCGAGCUUCUAAGAACGGCCCUCGUACGACGUCCCCGUGGUGGGCGGGCACGACGUCUGACGUUUCGAUCGAUCGACGGCUCGCGUCGGAGUCGCGGUCUCGUCGGCGUGCGUGCGGCGCGCGUACUGUACAGUAGUCGCGAUGUAAUAUUUAUUCUUUCGUAGCGCG
Micromonas pusilla CCMP1545 is the source of this 967-nucleotide messenger RNA. RefSeq lists its product as uncharacterized. The transcript has 3 exons. NCBI's taxonomy places the organism in Eukaryota, Viridiplantae, Chlorophyta, Mamiellophyceae, Mamiellales, Mamiellaceae. The record is from RefSeq and is a predicted model, not a curated record. The coding region runs from base 1 to 963 and encodes 320 amino acids.